AUGUCUGGCAGCCUCUCACAGCCGCUUAACGCGGUCUCGGGGCCGAAGCCCGGCAGCAGCGACGAUGCGGCGAGCCUCGUCAACGGGCGCAGCAGCGAGGCGUCCGCGCUGGAUUCGGAUUUCUGCAACGCCCUGCAAACCAUCGAGACGCCCGGCUACCUCAAGUCGUACUUUACACUGCCCGAACACGCCCACAGCGGCCUUUCUGUAUAUCACGUCGGCGAUAUUGCUCUGCCCCUGGGAGAGAUUCAAGCGCGCCAGAUGAUGGGCCAAGCGAAGCGGCCCGACUAUGGCAUUACUCCGUGGGAGCUGAAUCCCACACAGUUUAAAUUGGACUACGGCGUGUGGGAAGGCCGUCUCAAAGCUUUAUACAGGCACCUUGCUCCAGGCCUUGGCCAUGAUCAGGACUGGAUAGACUCGGUCCGCGCAGAGCCCAGCGCAGUACUGCUCAUGGAAAAGGGAGCCAUUCCCAAUUUCAGUCUCGGUGAUCAACAGGACGGGACGGGAUACAUCAUGGUAUACCUGCCCACCGCAGACCUCCAGGGCGGCGAGAUUGUAAACAGGUUUGGCCGCAAAGAAAAGACUGUUUUCAAUCCCAACAAGACGGAAGAGCAUUUGGCUUCUUGGUAUCCGAAUUAUAAGCCACAGCGCGUCAAAUCAGGUUACGCUCUGGCGGUACUCUUCACCUUCUUUCCGAUAAAGGGUACCAUCAAUGGAUCUGCCCUCUUCUGGCGGAAUGAGACGCGAGCAAUCCGCCAUACCCUCAAGCGAUGGCUUUCCAAAGAUGUCAAAUCCCGCGAGAGGAUUGCACUCUAUCACCCGAUUCAAGGCAACUAUAUGACAAGCCGCAGGCUCUGUUUAAAAGAGCUCAUGAUGGCGGAUGUUGGCCGAGUUCAGAUGCUUAAAAGAAUAUCCGACAAUUUCGGAUUCAAAUUGUACCUCGGGCAUAUUGAACGUGACCAGAAGAAGCUUGAAGGUGAUGGCGGUUAUGAAGACAUAAAAGGAAGCACUCGCAUCACAAAACUGCUAGACUUGGAUGGGCGCUUGGUGACUGAAAAUCUCCGCCUUGAUGAGGCUCACGUCCCUGAAGGCUUCUUCAAUUGCAUUAAUUGGGAAUCUCACUGGCGCCGGCCUCCGUCGUUGACACGAAAAGGCCAUAUGAAAUUUUUUGUCGUUGUCCCUUGCGAUGCGAUUGUACCAUUUUUCGUCCAGCGUGGCGGCAGCGACAAUGAUCUUUCGGCGAUGGAGGGAAUCCCAAAAGUACUUGGCGAGUAUGCCAGAAUGUCCGUAAAGAGUCCAUGCCCGAAGAAUACGCUCCCCGUGUUCCAAGAACUAUGCGAGCUUAUGUGGGACCCCCCACGGAAUCCAUCUGAAGGAGGCACGCAAAGCCUUUUUGCAAAGCAGAAGCCAGAAUUCCAGAACAAUGACCUCAUUGACGUGCUCAAGGCCACGAUUCACUUGAAAUGGUACUCCUGGUUUGAGAAGAUAGCUGCUGCCCACCAAGGAUCCUUAUCAACAUCAUUCUUCGGCUGGGUGCCAGAGUAUUUUCACAAAAGCACUAUCAAAAUUGACAAAUGGUUUGGGCCUCUUGAGAAGGGGUUAUCCGCCGCAGUUCUCUCAUAUCCUCGAGCCAAACAGCAGGUCAGGGCGGUAGAGACUCUUUUCCCCAUCAUCAUGGCAGACACGGGCCGACUGGUCCCCUGCCCCCCCGAAUGCCUCAUUCGCUGGGCUCGCCAAGUUCUACAAGAGUGUAUCAAAUCUUGCGCAUCUAAAAAGCUCGAUAGAAAAGAUGGGGAAGCAUUAGUCAAGCUUUCUUUGUACUUUGACGAUCCGAUUGCUGUUAUAUCACAAGUAGGAGAUGAAAUCGAUCCCGGGAGUAAGCCCGACGCGUUCCUUGGGUUCAUCAACGAAAUAGACCUUUUCGGCCGCUACGACUACAUCUCGUACGAAAAGUCACGGGAGCUCUACCGGAAGGCUUCAAGAGCCUUUAUAACGUCAACAGCCUUUACACAGAUGCAUGGUAAAGGAAAAGAAGAGAGUAAUGAAGCGGACUUCUUCAGUCGGUUUGGCGACUUUGUUUUUGGCGGAAAUGGGCCCAAUAACCCAAUGGAACACGAUGAAAGUGGUUCUGAUGAUGAAAUCGUGAAUGAGUUGAUGAUGGAUUCCGACAAUGUCUUGUUGGAUGAUUACAUGCCAGGUGCCCGAAAUUAUAUGCCAGAUGGAGACUCUGACAUGGACCUGGAUGAGCCUGACUUGGAUCCGUUUGGAUACGAGGCGCAUAGCCAUAACCAUAACCACCGCGACUACAAAGCAUACAAAGCAUAUCAAGAAUUCGAACUGAACGGCGGCAAACCGGAGACUGAGAUUGUGGAAAGUCAAAUCCAGUCGGCGACUCUCGGCCUUUGGCUACAGCAAGUCAUGAACACGAGCUCAAAAUACGACGACAUAUUUUCAUUGGCUCUUUUCAAGAUGGGCGAGGUGGCGCCACAGAUACCCAGCGCUGAUUAUCACACUUUGUGGUUCCCUGUCUUGAGGGCGAUAGCUCCCAAGAUGGGGCGUCUCAGUCUUGAGAGGGCCAAGGAUCCCAACACGCUGCUUUGGCGCAAAAACAUUUAUACGCUGAUCAAAGCCUAUCUCGACAAUUAUGUGGGCAAGUGGCCUCGGCGACCUCGUCUCGCGCAGAAAGGGGUUGGGUGCGAUUGUGCCGACUGCAAGGGGCUCAAUGUUUUCCUGGCCGAUGCUUCACUGAAAACCGGGCACUUUACUGCGAGUAAGAAGCGGUGCAGUCAUAUAGUCAAGAUCACUUCCAAAGAGGACACCGAUAUAUACACCGAACACAAGAAGGUUGAGGGAAAGCCUCAGAAAGAGAAGUUGGUUUUGACAAAGUCCCGAAAAAAGAUGCUUGCGCGGGCUCGUACGGCGUGGAAAGAACGGCGGGACGAAGCAACCAAGCAGCUGGGCACCUUUGAGCAGAAGCAUCUGGGGGCCUUGCUGGGGCCCGAAUGGAUGACGCUUUUUAGCAUGGCGCACCUUGAAGGGCCUAGCUUGAGUGAUAUGGAUAUGCGGAAGGCGUUGAGGUUGAAGACUGAGAGGGAGAACAUACCGCGGGAGCCUGCUUAUAUGGAUCCGUCGACGAUUGCCAUGUUCUUUGGUGGUCUUCCUUCUAUGAGCAUGGGGGAGAAUUACAAUUACAUGUAUAUUUGACAUGUCUUUUGGGUUUAUGAGAUUGUUAUAUGGAUUUGGUAUGAUGAAUUAUGACAUUACAGCUCUAUUGGCCAUGAAGUGUGUGUUUCAUAGUUUGCAAGUGACAGGGGUCUCCACACGACUGGAACAUCAGGUCUCCAUGUAGAUGGCAUAUCAUUCUAGGUUUGAGUUCACCUGAAAUGCAAUGAGCAGAUAUUUUACCAC
Messenger RNA from Trichoderma atroviride IMI 206040, 3408 nucleotides. RefSeq lists its product as uncharacterized. NCBI's taxonomy places the organism in Eukaryota, Fungi, Ascomycota, Sordariomycetes, Hypocreales, Hypocreaceae. The record is from RefSeq and is a predicted model, not a curated record.